UUGGGAAGAUGAAAUUAAUACUUAUAAUUGCAUUGGUCUACAUGGGAACUGGGCGCAACUGUUCUAGUUAUAUCUUAUUUCAAGACAGCACUGGAAAAAUAUCUAGCCCUGUCCAAGAUUCACAACUGAAAGAAUUGGUUGCAAAGUUAUCGGCACAAAAUCUGAACCUGGAGACUCUAUUCAACCAACCACUAAACCAACUAAGAGAAGAGGUGAAACUGGACCAACUCCCAACCAACUAUUCUGAUAUACAAACAAAUGUGCAGACUUUUAAGGACGGAAAGAAAAUUGUCACCAAAACCAAGAUUGAAAAAUCAAAAGUUGAUCUCAUAGCAAAAUCUCUGGUAGAGAAAAAUGAGAUUAUGGGGAAUGGAACAAACAAAUUCCAGAUGAUUGAAACCUUCAACAUACAGCCAUGAUGGGAGUUGCUCAAAUAAAUACAGGCUACAGGACUGGUCUUAUAAUUAAGUUGCAAAGCACUAAGCUAUUUAAAAGACCCUUUGAUAGGCAGGGCUUGAGUCCACUUGUCAUUUGCCAGUCACUUUUGAUAUGAACCAGUUGAUUUUUUCAGUAGGUUUAGGAAAAUAACAUGACAGCUGGUCCAUGCCAUUAUGGCCAGGUGCUUUAAGAACCUUAGCUCAAGCCCUGUUGACAAG
This is a messenger RNA of Owenia fusiformis, 656 nucleotides long. The record is from the annotation of a GenBank genome assembly. NCBI's taxonomy places the organism in Eukaryota, Metazoa, Annelida, Polychaeta, Sabellida, Oweniidae.